Messenger RNA from Anoplophora glabripennis (Asian longhorned beetle), 1444 nucleotides. RefSeq names its product methionine-R-sulfoxide reductase B1 (gene SelR). Gene Ontology annotation, molecular function: peptide-methionine (R)-S-oxide reductase activity. The transcript has 4 exons. Gene Ontology annotation, cellular component: cytoplasm. The record is from RefSeq and is a predicted model, not a curated record. Gene Ontology annotation, biological process: response to oxidative stress; protein repair. NCBI's taxonomy places the organism in Eukaryota, Metazoa, Arthropoda, Insecta, Coleoptera, Cerambycidae. Bases 166 to 723 code for a protein of 185 amino acids.
UUCAAGGCCGUUGUAUGAACGAUAAAAGUAGAAAUUAGGUUAUGCUCGACUGUGUUUGUCAAAUCAUUAUCCUAUUGUUGUGUUACAUAACAGUAAUUAUAUCCCGAUUUGUUUACCAUUUUAUCAAAAUAAUAGAUAUUGUAACAUAAGUUUAUUGAAAAUGUGAUGUAUGCGAAUAUAUUACGAAGCGUUUUUACAACGUCACGGUAUUUUAUAACGGAUAUAAAACCGGUGGGGAUAUUUCAUUUACACAUAUCAGCAGUAACAAAUAUGGCCAAACAGAUUGAUAAGGCUGAACUAAAAAAUCGUUUAACCCCCAUUCAAUAUCAUGUUACACAAGAAAAAGGAACAGAGAGACCAUUUUCAGGUUGUUAUAAUAAAACAUAUGAUGAAGGAACUUAUGUUUGUAUCGUUUGCGAACAAUCUUUAUUUAGUUCAGAAACUAAGUAUGAUAGUGGAUGCGGAUGGCCUGCUUUUAAUGAUGUCUUAGAUAAGGGAAAAGUUAAACUAUCACCAGACACUAGUGGAGUUGGUGCAAACCUUUUACUCCUAAUAUCCCAACCAGGGAGGAUUCGUACUGAAGUGACCUGUGUGGAAUGCGGAGCACACUUAGGCCAUGUCUUUGGCGAUGGACCUCCACCGACCAAAAAAAGAUUCUGCAUUAACUCCGCUUCUCUAAAAUUUAUACCAAAGAAUAAAGAAGAUAAAACUGGAGAUAGCUAGUGCUGACAGGUUGUAACUUACAAGAAAACGUUUGUAAAUAUUUAAAUUGCCCAAAAAUGUUUGUUACAAUCAAAUCUGAAAAUGUUCUCAACUUGGUUUUAUAGACAGUAAAUAUUGCCGACUAUGUACUUCAUUAAAGCUUUUGUCUAAGAUAUGAGUCUUGUAAUAUAAUCAUGAUAUUACUGAUAAAGCAAAAUUUCUUUCAAGGGAUACAAUUGCACAAAUCUUUGUCCAUUUCUUGUAAUGAUUUAUUUUCACUCUAAACGCUAUCAUUCUAAGCCAUUAAUUACUAUGAUCUUCCGUCCUUUAAAUAGACUUUAAGCUCGUAAAAAAAGUAAGUUUCAUUACAAUGGGCUAUACACUAGGGAAUUAAAUUUUAAUGAACUAUUUUUGGUGCACUUUAAAUAUUUUUUUAUCGGUGAUAUGGAUAACUUUGGCCUUAAAAUGCAAGUGUUAUAUAUAUUUUUGGUAUCUUAUUUAUUUUUCAUUUUAGAUUAAUCAAAUAAAUUUAACUCACUGGCGUUAUCACUAAUAAGAAUGUGUAUUGACAAAGUGUAGUUAAACAAUUAAUACAAAUUGUUUUUAUAAUUUGGUUUUCUUAAUUGAGAUUAAUUAAUAUUAUAUUACGUAGUUCAAAUCAAAUAACUAAAUAGCAGUCUUUUGUGAAUUUCCUUUGUUGAGUAUAUUUAUAAAGUGAAUACAGUGUUGCUCUUCUCUGUCA